AAUGUAAAGAAGAGGGUUUCCGCCAUUUUAAAGUAUUCAAAGUCUGGGUGGUUAUUCCUAUGGGUUGUAGUCACAUAUGCUAUCUAUAAUGGCACAGAUAUAAAGAUGAGUCCUCCAUCUACCUCUAUGGGAUUUUGUAAUAGUAUUUGGUAAAAAGCAAAGGCACUCGAGAAAAGUGUGCGCAGUGCUCAUGAGCCAGCCAACUCACACCUCACAAAUGUUGCGUUCACUCCUCGUUUCAAGUCGAAGAUGCACUGGUCGGGGCUUAUUUAUGGACGAAGGUAUGCAAGUGAGACUGUAUUGUAGCUAAACAAGCAUGGACAAUAUAUAUUCCGAUAAUUAGAGAAUGAUAGAUAAUGUAUUUAUUUAUUUAGCUGUAAAUUCGUAUAGUAGCGGUUAGCGGAGUGUACCACAACUCCACAGUAUGGGUUCUCCAUUAUAUCACUUCACGGAACUAACACAGAUAAAUAGGGCAAACCAGUUUGGUUUAUACCAUACAUAUCCUGUACAUACAGUACGACUAAUUAAACUUGAAACGAUUGCUUUCAGGCGGUCCCUGAGAAAUCAGCAAUAAAACUACCUAAUAAAAAAUAACUGCAGCAAGGCCAAACUACCUCUAAAGGAAGAACUGUAUAUGUUUGUGUAAUUUUAUAUUUUGAGUGUCGACAAUGCAUUUUGGCCUCACAUUUUAUUCUUAAAAAUGUGUAAGGCUUCCCUAGAAAGGGUACAGUGGGCCGAGGAACAGAAAUGUUUGAGUACCCAUUGGACUAGACUAAGUUCUCUAUAGGGCUACAAAACACAGUAUUGAUUACCUAUUCAUUGUCAUAUGAUCUCAUGAAGCGCAAAGGAAAAACUCAUAUCACCACUGGGCACACACUGGUUGAAUCAAUCAAAUUAAAUUUGUAUUUGUCACAUGCACCGAAUACAACAGGUGUAUACCUUAGCGUGAAAUGCUUACUUACAAGCCCAUAACCAACAAUGCAGAAAUUUUUCCAAAGAAAGUAAGAAAAUAUUUGCACAAUUUUUUUUUUAGAAAUCAAAUAAAGUACGAAAAAUAAGUAACACAAUAAAAUAACAAUAACGAGGCUAUAUACAGGGGGUACUGAGUCAAUAUGUGGGGGUACAGGCUAGUCGAGGUAAUUGGGGUAAUAUGUAGGCUACUGUACAUGUAGGUAGGGGUAAAGUUUUGGGCUCCCGAGUGGCGCUGUGGUCUGGCACUGCAUCUCAGUGCUAGAGGCGUCACUACAGACCCUGGUUCGAUUCCAGGCUGUAUCACAAUCCGGCCGUAAUUGGGAGUUCCAUAGGGCAGCGCACAAUUGGCCCAGCGUCGUCCGGGUUUGGCCUGGGUAGGCCAUCAUUGUAAAUAAGAAUUUGUUCUUAACUGACUUGCCUAGUUAAAUAAAGGUUAAAUAAAAUAAAAUAAAAGUGACUAUGCAUAGGUAAUAAACAGCGAGUAGCAGCAGUGUAAAAAAUGGGGUCAAUUCAAAUAGUCUGGGUAGCCAUUUGAUUAACUGUUUAGCAGUCUUAUGGCUUGGGGGUAGACGCUGUUAAGGAGCCUUUUGGACCUAGACUUGGCGCUCCAAUACCGCUUGCCGUAGCAGCAGAGAGAACAGUCUAUGACUAGGGUGGCUGGUGUAUUUGACCAUUUUUAGGGCCUUCCUCUGACACUGCCUGGUAUAGAGGUCUUUGAUGGCAGGAAGCUUGGCCCCAGUCAUGUACUGGGCCGUACGCACUACCAUACCAAGCGGUGAUGCAACCAAUCAGGAUGCUCUCAAUGGUGCAGCUGUAUUUUUUGAGGUUCUGAGGACCCAUGCCAAGUCUUUUUAGUUUCCUGAAGGGAUGUUGUCAUCCCCUAUUGAUGACUGUCUUGGUGUGUUGGACCAUGAUAGUUUGUUAGUGAUGUGGAUGCCAAGGAACUUGAAGCUCUUGACCCGCUCCACUACAGCCCCGUCGAUGUGAAUGGGAUCAUGCUCGGCCCCCCUUUUCCUGUAGUCCACCAUCAGCUCUUUUGUCUUGCUCAUUUCGUUGUUGAGGUAGAGGUUGUUGUCCUGGCACCACACUGCCAGGUCUCUGACCUCCUCCCUGUAGUCUGUCUCAUCGUUGUUGGUGAUCAGGCCUACCACCAUUGUGUCGUCGGCAAACUUAAUGAUGGUGUUGGAGUCGUUUCAUUUCCAUGAAAUGACGUUGAACCAAUGUGGAAUAGACGUUGAAUUAACGUCUGUGUCCAGUGGGAAGGUGUUGACUGUAAACAGAGCACCGGAAACGACCUGUGGUCCCAUGAUCUAUAAGUACUAAGGUCACUACAUUAUUAAUACCAUAUCCUAAUGGGAUGUCCAUGUGUACUCUACUGUAUGUCUGAUGCUGUUUGGUGUCACCCACAGCUGCUUGUGUCCGGCAGCAGCACCGUGGCCUGGACUCUGCAGACAGCCACUAUGAUGGACUGUACCCAGGCCACAUCCCCACCAACCCCAUCCAGAAAGCCCUGUUGGCUGUCGGCUCCGGGGUGGCAACCCUGCAAGACCCCUACAGACAUGGUGAGAGGGAUGCCCACUUCCAGUUGUGAUACUUUCAAAUGGUCAUUUUGCAUCUGUAGGGAGUUUGGCAUGCUUAUCUGUGCUUACACAACAUGUGAGUAGGCUGUGUUCCCUGUUUCACUUUCCUUUCUUUUGCAUUUGUAUCUCAAACGAUUUGAAUAAGUUUCAUUACGCACAGUAACCGAUACCAAGCAGGGUUAUUUAAUGGUUAUCAUGUGUCAUUUAGAUCCCUAGUUAUCAAGGUGUGGAAAACACUGUGAAGUUUUCGAGAAAAAAAAAAAAGGAAACUUAGAGUCCUAGUGAAACUAUGUCGUAGAUGUAAUUUUGAUUUCAACAAGGGUGAGAAAUAACUUGAAAGUUACUCUUUUGGUAUAACAUACUGUACUGCAUUUUCUCAAUAAAAAAGUACCACAUUUCUCUUCACUGUAAUUCGUGUUCCCCAUGUAGACAUGGUGGCAGUGCUGGGAGAGACGACAGGACACCUGGCCCUGAUGACGCUCCGGGACCGAAUGAGAGGAGACCCUGAGGGCUAUACCAUUCUAACGUAUGUCACAACCUCUGCUGUCUAUCUCACUCUGUUUACGUACACCCUGAAAUAUACAUCUCUAUGAUUUAAAUAAGUUAUGUGUGUACAAUUGCUUGUCUGUGAAUGCUCAUGUGCGUAUGUUUCACCUAUUUCUGUGUUAGAGAGCGCCCACGGAUCCGACUCUCCACAUUGGAUCUGUCCAAGAUGGCCUCCCUUCCGGAUGGAUCCUUUGGGAGAGAGUACCUGCGCUUCCUUGAGGACAAUGUGAGUUUAUGAAGGACAUGAUGGAUCUCUUUACAGAGGAGGCGUCGUGGUUAUUUGCCAAUCCUCAUAUCCCUCUAUGUCUCUCUUUCUCAGAGGGUGACCCCUGACUCGAGGGUGAACGUGAAGUUUGUGGAUAAUGAGGAGUUGGCGUACGUCAUGCAGAGGUACCGAGAGGUCCACGAUUUACUGCACACCUUACUAGGCAUGCCCACUAACAUGCUGGGUGAGUCUGGGGUAAAGGGAUUCACUGAGAGUAUUGGUAUUAGUGUGUUUCACUACAUAUAAUUUCUUUCUCACUUUCUCAAACUCAGGUGAAGUGGCAGUAAAGUGGUUUGAGGCUGCUCAAACUGGCCUGCCAAUGUGCAUCCUGGGAGCAGCGUUGGGACCCCUCCGUCUGUCCACAAGGUGCUGCCCAUCAGGCUCUCUUCUUAUUCAUACUGUAUGUAGUAAUAUAAACCAGGGGCCUUUCAGGAGACUGACUGUCUGCCAUGAUGAAUAGGAAGUAGUCUUGGCUCUUCUCGUUACAUUUCUGCAAUGUUCACUGAAUACGUCCCAAGAUUUAUCUGUGAUGUCGUCAGUCUCCAGGAAGUUAUACUGUAUAUUCUAAGGGAGACUGGUGGUGAAUGGAACAUACACUUCCUGGACACCUCUGAUGUUUGGUAAUCAACCACACACCUGAGCAGCCCCCUGAGGUGUAAAGAGAACUGAAAUGUAGGUGGAUGACUUCCUUCAGGGAACUGAGACGAUAUGCUGUGUCAUUUCAAGGAUCAAAUAACUAUUGCUUAGUUGGUUUAUUUGCAAGUGUCACAGAGCUGGUUGAGCUAGUUAUGAUCAACAUACUGUAGUUAUUGACGGAAGGGAAUGGGAGUCUGCCUUCUGAAAGAAUUACAGUUCACAUGUAUUUAUUUUCUAGUCUAAUUUCCUUCCUGGCUGAAAAACAUCCCUUGUGUGUGGAAACUAAUACUUACUGAAUGUGUCAUCAUGAUUUUUCUGAGUAUUGGCUUUGACUGUAAAUUAUUUCUGCUCUGUAAUACAAUAACCGUUGACAUCACAGUCUGGUAUCUGUACAGUAAUGUAAUUAUUACGGCCUGACUGUUUCAUUGUGGCUCUCCCGCAGUCGUCUGGAGCCCUUGGUGACGUCCCUGGGACCAUGGGCUGUGAGGAAUGGCCGGCAGGCCCGCUGUGUCCUCAGCAUCUUCUAUGAGCGCCGCUGGGAGCAGAGUCUGGAGAACCUGAGAGAGGAGCUGAACAUCGAGCCGCCCCCGCUCACCAUCAGGGCCACCAGCCAGAAAGCCACAUUAGACUCUUAGCACUGACCUCGAAUGUCAGAGGUCACACUGUACAACCAGAUGGGAAGAAUGCAGGGACUCUUUGGAGGGAUGUCAUACAGUAAUUUAGGCAUUGUAUGUGGGCUGACUGUGUCAUAGCAAUUGUGUCAAGCUUCCCCCAUGUGUUCAAGUGAAGGAAUUAAAGGCUAAUAGUCACAGUGGGUGCAGAGGAUUACCAGAGGGCUGGAUGCAAGUUUCACCAUCCAAUUAUAUCAGAUCUACAGGAGUGCAAGUUUCACCAUGGCACAGACCGUGGCUAUACUUAGAAUAUGGCACAUAAAAAAAAAAAAUGGUAAUUUAGCAGACGCUCUUAU
Messenger RNA from Coregonus sp. 'balchen', 4966 nucleotides. Lineage: Eukaryota; Metazoa; Chordata; Actinopteri; Salmoniformes; Salmonidae. The record is from the annotation of a GenBank genome assembly.